Molecule: messenger RNA, 23781 nt
Organism: Micromonas pusilla CCMP1545
Lineage: Eukaryota; Viridiplantae; Chlorophyta; Mamiellophyceae; Mamiellales; Mamiellaceae
Gene: PKS2
Exons: 1
Coding region: 1-23781 (7926 amino acids)
Biological process (GO): fatty acid biosynthetic process
Molecular function (GO): fatty acid synthase activity; 3-oxoacyl-[acyl-carrier-protein] synthase activity; phosphopantetheine binding
Source: RefSeq, a predicted model, not a curated record
AUGACGCAGCGACAUAAUAUCCCUUGCUCAAAGUCGCGUUCAUCGCCGUCAACCGGGGUGGCACGCAUACCCAUGCCCCCCGUGUCUACCAGAGCAGAGGAAGUGGGAAGUCUGUGGCACGCGCUAAAGGUCAAAACGUCUGACAGCGGCUCCGCCUCCUUCUCUGCGAUCCAGGAAGUGUCGCGUGAGCAACGCAAGGUCACGGCAUCUCUUUCCCCUCGAACGCUGCUCCACGAAACAUGCGCGCUUGCCGCUGUGCUCUCUACUGAUGGCUGCGUGACGCGCGGCGACCGAGUCGCGGUGAUGUUGAGAAACGCACCAAUACACGUUGUUGCGCAAUUUGCCAUUGCUGGUGUAGGUGGAAUUGCAGUGAGCUGCAACACGCGGCUUACCGCAACAGAGCUUCGCACGCAAAUUGCCGACUCUGGAGCGAAUGUUAUCAUUGCAGAUGAGACCUUCGCGCAUGUCGUGCGCGAGGCACUCGAUGACUGUGUGCUGAACUCCCGACAAAUAGUCAUUUUAUGGGCUCCUCACGACCAACUCAGUCGCCAUAGGAGAGACGAAAGCACUUUCACGGGUGGCACCUCGUUUCCUAACGAUCAGCAUCAUUCUCGGAAACAAUCCCAGUACCGUCUGAUUCUCGAUACUACUGACUUUGAGUUCGUAGAUAACUCGAAUGCCUCAGCAUUACCGUGGUUUCCAAAGGCAACAUCUGCACAACUGGCAUCGAAUACAUUCCAGUUCAUGUUUACAAGUGGCACCACAGGACGACCAAAAGGGGUUGUCCAUACCCAGUGGCAGGUUUCAGUAAACGCAUGGCGUGCAGUAGAUAUGUGCGGGUUCAUAGCUACGGAUGUGUGGCUCCAUGCCGCGCCUAUGUACCAUGCGAUGGAUGCUUUUGCUAUGUACGCUGGUGUAUUUGUUGGGGCCAACCAGAUUACUAUUGCAGCUCCCACUACAACGAAACGAACUUCAAUCACAUUUUGCGCUAUUGAUGCUGUGCAUGCCAUCGCUGAUAGACGUGUGACGGCAACUGCAAUGACAGCAAUGCAGCUUGCGUUGCUCCUCGACCACCUUGGCGGUAACAGUCCAGCAGACGAUAUUCGCACACUAAGGCUUGUCUCUUGCGGUGGUUCUGAGAUUGAUCCUGAACUUGUUGCAAUGUUCCUCGCGAUUGCACCUUCCACGGUAUACUUCACUGACUAUGGUAUGACCGAAGCAGGUGGGCGAGUGUGUGUAUCUCUAACGUCGUUAUCUGAGGAAGCUAUUUUGUGCGCUUUGCCCGCUCGCAUACAGGCAUCUUUUGUAUCGCGUGCAGGAAGGGCAGCAACCGGAGUUGAGGUUAUUGUUGCUCGCCGACCAAUUGGCAUCAGUGUAGCAGACAAAAACUUGUCAGGAAAAGAAGCAGAGAAUCAGUCUGAUUCCAAUCUUGAAUUGGUGCACAACGAUGGUGAGGAAGUCGGUGAGGUGCUCAUCCGUGGCGCAACAGUCUUCGAAGGCUAUUGGGAUUCGAAUCUCCAAGCCCCUUGUGCUGCUACAUCUGCAGGUGCAUUUGAAUCCGGCGGUUGGUUUCGCACUGGUGAUGCUGCGGUUGUGGAUGCGCAUGGUUGGAUCACCGUGGUCGACCGGGUUAAGGAUAUUGUCAUAACGGGCGGGGAGAACGUCUUCUGCCAUGAAGUUGAAACGACCCUGCGCUCGCAUCCAGCCAUCAUUGAGGCUGCGGUUUACAGCAGACCCGAUCCACUUCUUGGUGAACUUGUCGAGGCUGCAGUGGUUACUCGAAAAACACAAAAUUCAGGUCGGGACGUGACAGAGCGUGAGUUGCUAGCGCACUGUGGCAAUACGCUUGCAUCGUAUAAGCUACCGCACGUGGUGUUAUUUGUGGAAGCGCUUCCGACAACGAGCACUGGAAAGGUACGGAAGGAGUUGUUGCGUGAUGCAGCAGCGAAAUCAUCACGAGCUCUAGAUUUGGCGAAGGAGGCAGAGGAGCCUGAUUUAGCCAUUCCGCUACCAAACCGCGCACUACUGGUCCAAAUGAUACGCAAAGAAAUAGAAGACAUCGUGCCAUUUAUUUCAAAUACAGUGCUAUAUGAGACAGAGGAUAUACCUUUAGCCCAUGUCGGGUUGCACUCUGCAGCCGCAGUGGAACUUGCCAGAAGACUCAGCGCCUUGCUUAGGAAGAGCUUGCCAUCGUUGUUAGUGUUCAACCACUCAACAGUUGGUGCCAUCGCAGAAUACCUCUCAAGUUCUCAAAGUGGAGUGAGCGGUUCUAUCCAUAACCAAAUCCACAAUAAAGCCAUGGUCAAAGAAGAUACUCCCCCGACUGUGGUCGCAUGUCACUCUUCGGCACUACCUGCUAUGCCAAUGACUGAUCCUUCUGGUAUGAAUGAUCCUCAGACCUCGGUGCCUAUGACUCGAUGGGAUAUCGACCAGUAUGUUGACCAUACAGGUAACUUCAACAUAAGCAACGUCAACACUGUCCGACACGCUGCAUUCUUCCAAGCCCAUGUGGGAGAAUGUGAUCCCGAUGUAAUUGGCAUGGGCACCGCAGAAGUACUGGCAAUUGAUCCGACACAUCGCCUGCUAACUGAACAUGCUAUGACAGCAUUGAUCGGUGGUGAAAAGUAUUCGCAAGCAAUUUUUCCAUCAUGCAGUGACACAAUUUCUGUAUACGUCGGCUGCAUGUGGCAGGAAUAUGAACAUGUUGUCACCAAUGUCCUCUCAAUUGACCUUGGACCAGCUCUUACAACAGGUUCUAGCCUGUCGUUUCUUGCUGGUCGUGUAUCAUUUACACUCAAUUUGAGAGGUGAGUGUGCAGCAAUUGAUACUGCAUGUUCAUCUUCCAUGGUAGCUAUGCACUUUGGUCAUGAGUCAAUGCGUACACAUCUCGCAUCGCUCGUGUCAGGAGUGUCGUUGAUGCUUCUGCUAGACACCCAUGCACAGAUAUGUCAGCUCGGGGCCUUAUCACCAACUGGCCGGUGCAAGACGUUAGACAUGACUGCGGAUGGUUACGGCCGAGGUGAGGGAUGCGUUGUUUUCGUCGUGCGUGCUUUAAGUGAUUUGAUAUCGAAUGUGGCAACCGUUAUGCUAGCCACACAUGCCCGCUGCGGCAUUGCCGGAACGGCAGUAAAUCAAGAUGGGCGAAGUAGUUCGCUGACCACUCCGAAUGGAGCGUCUCAACAGGCGCUCCUUCGAAUUGCUGCCACCCGUGCAAAUACGGAACGGCUCUCCUCAGUCACAAUUCAUGGCACAGCAACUCCACUGGGUGAUCCCAUUGAAGUUGCUGCAUUGUCGGCUGUGUUCUGCAUCGUAAGUCAAAACGGGGAUGUUACAAACUUUCCAUUACAUAUCCAAGCUCCAAAGAGUGUGCUUGGCCAUUUGGAGGGUGCUGCUGGGACACACGCAAUACUCAAAACUAUUUCUGCCAUGAAUGCCGCAUCUGUUUCACCCAUCGCACAUCUCCGCACGAUCUCAACACACGUCGUGUCUGCAUUUGGUGGUGAAACUUUGAAGGUACCAUCUGAGCGUGCGGCAUAUUCGUUGUCAAGCAGCAACAGCUCCUAUGGGGUCAGUGCGUUUGGCAUGAGCGGUGUCAAUUCACAUUCAGUAAUUUGCCUUACAACAAAUGGCUUCCCUAUUUCAUUUAGCAGUGCUCACUAUGCACUCACUUUCCGGCAGAUUAUAUGGCCUCGGAAGACUGUACAUACAGUGCUCGGCGAGGCAACAUGCCAAAACGACAAAAUUAUAUUUACACUGAGUAAUAAGCCGGAGGUGAUCGAAGGUCUCAUGGAUCACCGCGUUUGUGGAUGCGCAAUUCUCCCGGCUGCGAUGAGCAUGUCUGCGGCAUUAGCAGCGACGCAAGCAGUGUACCAUGAGGUAAAACGAGAAUUCAGUGACACUUCACGUGCUCUUACAAACGUCACGUUCGUCAAACCUCUUUUCAUUACGGGCAUGACAGUUAUGCGAUGCGAACUGAGUUUACACAGUAUUGCAACGCUGUCAACAACAUUUGGAGAAAACAUGGCUGUUGGUGUCCGAUUCGCCAUGUCGAAGUAUAGAUGCACAGCCACUCCCCCUAUUGCGACCAAAUUGGUUUCAUCAAGGAAUAUCACCUCUCUUCACUCCUUUCACAUACACUUACGUGGUAACAUCUGUCGUUCACACGUGCACACUCGAGUUAGUCACGGUAAAAUGAAUGGAGGAUGUCAUCCCAGUGACAAAUAUACGUACCCACGUUUGAUCGAUGUGAUGAUGCACGCAGGUGUCGCAGCAUAUGUGUCAUUAUUGUCUUUAGCAAUUCCAACUGCAGUGGCAUUUUUUCAAACAUACGAGAAUGACAUCUUUUCAUGUCCCGAGUGGGCACUGACGCUUGCGCGCGACCAAAAUGUUAGCAAUCAUGCACUAGGGGACGGAUAUUCGAAGGCACUUGGCUUAAUAACGAAGAAAAUAUCUGCGUCCAGAUAUCUUUCUGUUGAUCCAAACUUAGUUCUGACAUCGGAGGAAGCACCUGUGACAUCAUCCUCUUCGUGUUAUUACCUCAAGAGACUUGCUAUCCCGUCGAGGGUCCAGAUGGGCUACAGUGACAUAGAAAGCUGUCAACACCUUGAUAGUUUCUCCCGUUAUUCUUCUACAGUUGCCGCGUCUUCGCCAUCUCAUCACAUGGCAGCGACGUGUUCAUCUAUUGCAUUGUUGCAGCAACUCGCCUCACGUGGCAGCAUUGUCGUCUCGUCUGUCGACGUCCUCUUGCGUGAUUCUUUUACUGUCAAUGAUACCAUACAUGGCAUAAUGCGCACGGCUACUCUUGAGUAUUCCUCCUACGUUAGUAUCACCACGAUACCAAUGAAAUCAUGUGAUGAUGCUGGGGUUAUCUAUCAGUCUCAGCUGUGCUUAUUAUCCAACAAUUCAAGAGUCGACCGAACGCAUUCACAGUGUCUAACUCUGCGCGAUGUUGUUUGUUGUGCCAAUUCAACUAAAGGAGUGGUAAUGAAAGCGAAUAUUCGAGAAGUUCAUAAUUAUAUGCGUAGAUUGAUUUCAAAUGACACUGACUUGAGAGAUUAUCAGUCAUCGCGUGCAUUCUUUAUCACGGGUGGUGUGGGUGCAUUGGGCUCAACAGUCGCAUUUUCGAUGCUUAAGGGAAACCCGACGAGUUGUGUCACUCUUCCUUGUCGUUCAGGUCGAACCAGGAAUAACAUGAACAAGUACGCCGCUGUGAGGCACCUAUACAGUAAAUUUCGUGGAGAUUCUGCACCCUCUGGAGUUGUCAUACUAUUAAAAUGUGAUAUCGCAUCGAUAGAAGAGUUUUCUGAGGUAACUGAGAAUGCGCGUUCUAAUAUUGCAUUUUAUCCUCGUGGAAUUUCAGACGUGGUUCACGCAGCUGGGGCACUUUCAGAUGCAUAUAUUUCUCGUCAGUGUACAGAGACAAUUCGUUGCGUUAUGGCUCCGAAAAUUCCCCCUGUUGUCAAUAGUGAGAGGCGACUAGCAGGAGGCGGCGCAGAAGCUCUAAAUUCGUGUGUGUUUUUCUCAUCUAUUGCUGCAUUAUUUGGCUCUAUGGGCCAAGUAGGGUACUCUGGAGCAAACUCUGCUCUUGAUGGUGUAACCAUGCGUCUUCGUCGAGGUGGGCGACCAGUCGCGAGUGUGCAAUGGGGUGCAUGGAGCGAAGAUGGAAUGGCGGCGAGAAGUCCUAACAUGUUGAACUCUGUCGAGCGCAUGGGCAUUGGAUUAGUCACUCCUCUCUGUGGUGUCGCCGUAUUCACCAUGUUACUGCGCAAUUUGUCAGCCAUAGAGAACUGCAAGGACGAAAAUGGAUCCAAUGGAAUAAUAGCGGCAAGCAACUUUGACUGGUCACGGAUUGUGAGACACCUGAAGCCCUUGCCUGCAGUCUGCCAAGCCGUGUGUGCUGAUAUGGUCAUUCCAAAAAGUACGGUUGAAUCGGUGCCAUCUUCCUUUGAUGUCAUGCAAGCUGGCGUAUCUAGUGGCGCAAUUUCAAAGAAUCUUUUAAGUCAUGAUCAUCAUGUCCUAGUCUGCCAUGAACAUGUCGAAGACGUCAUCAUACGCACAUUCACUUCACUUACUGGCAAUCAUAAUGUUGCAAUCGAUGAACCACUGAUGAGUGCUGGUCUUGAUUCUCUUACCGGCGCAGAGUUGCAGACCUCAAUUGAUACUGUGUUCGGAACUGAACUUCCUGCUACUGCUAUUUAUGAUUACCCUACAAUUUAUGCACUGACACAGAAAGUUUGCAAUGAUCUAGGUUUGGAGCAAUCGGAAAGUUUUUCCUCGACAAAGGUUCUCGAUCAUUCUCGGAUGCGCCUCCAAUACCACAACUCUGCCCGUGUCUUGCUUAUUACAGGAUCUUCCUCUCGAGCACCAACUCGUCCAUUCAUUCCAAACACCCCUGCAACCGGUGAUUCCAUCACAUGCAUUCCGCGAGAGCGAUGGGAUAUGCAAGCAUAUCAAGACAAAACGCAAAAACUGCUACCGUCACUCGGGGGAUUUAUGCACUAUGGGAUUGAUUUUAUCGAUAUUGGAGUUUUCGGGGUGGCUCAGAUUGAGGCGACACUAAUGGAUCCUCAGCACCGGAUUUUGCUCGAAAUGUUCGAACACGCACGGACAUCACAUACGUGCACGCUACGAGCUCGACCUGACGACCGGGAUAGAAACCAAUGCAAUACGGUUGGUUUUGGUGCAUAUGUUGGCAUCGCAGACCAAGGGUAUCAACAUAGUUUUGUCUUAAGCUUUUGGGGCACCACCCAUCCAUACAUUGCAACAGGAAACACGCUUUCUUGCGCUGCCGGGCGCCUAUGCUUUGUGUUUGCAAUGCACGGGCCCGCACUUUCUGUGGAUACUGCCUGCAGCUCGUCCAUUGUCAGCACUCAUCUAGCGAGUGCAGCGAUGACGAGUACAGAAAUUGACCGAGCUGCGGCGUGUGGUACUCAUUCUAUUUUAGCUGUCAGUGGCACCGCCACCUUUUCUGCUGCCGGGAUGUUGUCUGAGGACGCCAGAUGUAAGACCAUGGACGCCUCUGCAGACGGAUAUGUCCGCGGCGAAAGCGCAGGUGUAUUGAUUUUAGAAGUCAGUGGUACAGCUGAAAUCGUUCGAGACAAUGAUGUUGCCAUGAUCUUGUCUACUGCAGUUAACCAGGACGGAAGGUCCAGCGGAUUGACUGCGCCGAGUGGGUUAGCUCAGCAAGCUGUAAUCCGUGUCGCGCUUGCCGUCGGUUCGAUGCUUCCUGAGAACAUGUCAUCACUGCAAUUGCAUGGAACUGGUACCAGUCUCGGUGAUCCCAUCGAAUUUGGAGCAAGUCUUGCAGUGCUCAGGCGAUCAAGUGGUUCACCGUUGGUGCUUGAAGCAGUAAAAUCGUUCAUUGGCCACACGGAAUGUGCAUCAGGUAUAAUAGGUUUGAUGCAACCACUAUUGUCACUGAAUGAGAUGGCCAGCAGUAAAAUUUUACAUUUGACAGACCUCAACCCGCACGUUGUGAGUGUGUUAAAAUCGUCCAAGUACAUGCCUUCAUUAGAAGCUGAUGCCUUGACUGCAAGACAAUUGGUGCGCAUUUCCCGUCAGAACGCAGCGGCUGUGAACGUUGGAGACGAUAAUGUGAUGGCAUGUGGUGUUGGUUCGUUUGCAUUUCAGGGAACAAAUGGUCAGGCGAUAAUGGGUAUUCGAUUUGACUCUCAUAAAGGACCGCAUAAUUGUGCAGGUGCCGUGAAUGAACACGUGCUUUUCGAUAGACAACGACAUUGGGUGUUACCUCAGCCGCACGCAGCUCUGCGAUCAUUUGCAUCUCCUUCGUUUGACGUUCAUAUCAAAUAUUGGGCUGUACACGCGAAGUUAGAUGUGCGACUCCAUGCGCAUUUUUGGGACCACAAAGUUUUAGGAAGAGUGUUAUUCCCAGGGGCAGGAUUCCUGGAAGCAGCUGUUGCAGGCACCUUGAUCGCUUUGCCGACAGAUUACACGAAUGCUGCUGACAUUGCAAUUACUAAAUGCAUCUUGCCACUGCCCAUGUUGCUUCCGAUUCCUCCAACUUGCAACGACACCAGUGCAGAAAUAAAUCAUAAUCAGCGGACCACAAUUGGUCUUGCAUGGUGCAUGUUGAAUGGGUCACCAAAAGUCGAGAUUUCAUCAAUUUUGCCUCGUAGUUUUGGGCAAAUUUCCUCCACACAUUUUAUGGCGACUGUUACUAUGCUUGAAAGAACACACACGGAAACUAUGCUGAAGUGUGGAGAUGGUAAAAUUGCCAAUGACGCAAAUUUCGUCACGCCCCAGAGCCUGCUUUCAUAUUUCAUGGCAAAGACUGUAAUUAGUAUCCAACCUGUUGCAAGUGGUGGCAUACGAGCACCAGCUGCUGACAAUUACUUGGAUUAUCACAUCCAUCCCGCAUGUAUCGAUAAUGCGAUGCAGCUUGCAGGAGCGAUAUCCGAGAAAGGUGGAGAUGAUUCAACACUAAAGGUACCUGCUGGCGUCGAAGCAUUCGCCGCACCAUUAAAAACAAAUCGCACGACAAACUUAAACGCAUGUGGAGAAAAUGCAUCUUCAUCCUCACGUAGCCUACAGGCAACAAAUCACGAGCUAGCAUGUGCAUUAGGUGGGCGUCUAUUGAUGAGGCUAUUGGGGUUGGGGUUGAAGGAAAUGCGUGCUGCCACCAAAAUGCUGCAGAGGAAUAUGGUAGCCACCAAGACAAAGAAAAUGGUUGUCAAAAUAAAUCCAUCGAAAAUCCCAAUAAUCACAUAUUCGUUGGAAUGGCUCGCAUACCCACCACCAGUUCAAUUGGAGUGUUGCAAGGAGACAAGGCCACUUGCGCCUCCUCACUCCAUGACUUCUUCAUCAAGACGUGCCCAUCCUGCUGAUGCCAUAGCACUAUUUCAAAUCGGAAGCACAAAAACGAUGGUGAAUCGGGCAUUGGUUCGCACUGCUGGCGGUGUUGUUGCAAUUUCCAACACUCCGAUCUCCUCUGACUUGCAGACGCCAACCAAAAGAUUCAUCACCACUGCUGCUAUGCACGGCAUGGCACGAACUGUCGCUCAGGAGUGCCGCAAGUGCCAGAUUGACUCGGUUGAUGUCGAUGCAACCUCAAAUUUGAAUCGGGAAGCGAAUAUCUUUGCCGUUAGUGACUAUAGGCUCGGUGUCACAAGGGAGAAGACAACGCGUGGCGGGCAUUGGAGAUCGCCCAAUCUCACGCCGUUGAACCACGGAGCUUCCCUGUCACAUACAUCAUCAUUACGUCCUGCAGUUGUGACGAGUGAAAAUGUCAUGGUCAGGAUUCUGGCAACGAGUGCAUCCAUAGAAGACGUCACUUGGCAUUGCUUGUGCGGUGAGGAUGAGGAUGUAGACACAGCAAAAAGAGAUCAAAUUCUCGUUGGAUUCGUCGGUACUGUGAUGGAAAGUUGUAAUUCUUUCCCAACCGAGGUCGGCACUGCGGUCUUUGGUGUGAUGCGCUCCAGCAGCGCCACAACAAUUUCUUCAUCCGCGCUCGUCUCAAUUGCAGAGUGUCGGUUACUCCCUCAGGGCAUCUUUUUCGAAUCUGCAGCCGCACUACCAGGACCACAUGUACUUGCACAUGCGUGUCUACAGGUCGCACUUUCGCUCGACAAAAAAUUAGACAACAUUAUCGUCUUACAAGAUUAUCUCAAUUGUCCAGUUUCUCGUGCCGCGGCUGCUCAAAUUGAUGACGAGGAGGCAAACACUGACAGAGUGCACUGGGUUUCGGAUCCAAAAGAGCUACCUCUAGGGCACAAGGCGACUGCAGUGUUUGGUUAUUUUGAUACGAAGAAAGAACUGGUCGACGCAUUUGAUGUGCUCGCCUUCGGUGGCACGCUCGUGAAGAUGUCUCGGGCAACAGUUCGGCGAGUAGAAGCAGUCAGAGAAAUUAUUGUUGGAUGUGGUGUCAGCUCUGGCGCAUUCCUCCGCGAGGAUGGCCCUGAACUCGACAUUUCUAUUCUUCUUGACACGAGGCCAGAUAUACGCGUGCAUAACCUCGUGGAUUUGGCAGGAAAAUCGGUCCAAAGCUCAACCGCGGCGCUUGAUUUCAUAGCAAGAUCAUUUGCGAAUUGGGGCACCUCAGGUGGUGUGUUGAGUCACCCUUAUGUCACACUCCAUCCUGCGGCUAAUCGCUAUUCAUCAGUAAUCGACACUGGAUCGAAAUCAAUGAAAUCAUACUUAGUUCGUCACAUCGUCAGCGACUCAGCAAAUCUUCUUUGCCCUGCCCUCGUGACGCUCUCAUGUGACCCAAUUCCAUUUUCUUAUGCGGGCACACGAACAGCAAUUGUUAUCACAGGUGGUUUAGGGUCCCUGAGUCUUGAAACUUCAACAUGGCUUGCGCGUCAUGGCUCGAUCGACAUACGUUUACUCAGUCGCGCUGGACGAGGGAAGAUUACGCAUGAACUUCGGAAUUGCUCAGGGGUGGUGACAAUCGAUCGAGCAGACACAUCUUCAUUAGAGGAGUGUGCUAAUGUAUUUGCAGACGUUUCUACUGGAGCAAUCAACUCUCAUCGACUGCCUGCUGGUUCGUUGAUCCAUGCCGCAGGCAUUUUGCGCGAUGCGAUGCUUGUCAGACAAAAAAUGGACAGUGUUCUAGACGUCUUUGGGGCUAAAUCUUCAACUAUUGUCCGCUUAAAAGCUCAAAUACGACCUGUGCCGUUAUAUGCAAUCGUGUUGUUUUCCUCAGUUGCAUCGCUCAUGGGAAGUGCGGGUCAGACGAACUAUGCCGGCGCAAAUGCAGCCCUAGAUCGUCUAGCAGAAAGAACCCGUGGCCAAGGCAAACCUGCCAUUUCAAUUCAGUGGGGUGCAUGGGGAGAAAUAGGCAUGGCUGCCGAUAAUGACCAUAUACUCUCACGCAUUGAUGCGAUUGGUAUGGGAGUGUUGCAGCCUUGGCAGGGAGUGAUGUCACUGUUCGGGAUGCUUGAAAAUAUGGGAAGCAUUGACACUGUUGCAGUGAGCCCAUUUAGUUGGGAAAAACUUGGGAAAGUGCUAAAUCCUCUGCCUGAUAUGUGCCGUGAUUUAGUAAAUCAUGUAACAGCAAAGAAUGUAUUAACUGGAAGUGAGAUCAAGGGGAAAAUCGGUACAUACGAGCUUGAACCGGCGGCCUCUAUUGCAAAUGAACCAUCAUUUUGGAGCCUCCCUGCCAUACAAUUCCGCGUAAUGACCAUUAUCAACGAUAUGAUUGCUCGAGAUGUUGAGCCUGAUGAACCCCUGAUAGAAGCGGGGCUGGACUCUCUAUCGGGCGACGAGCUAAAAUCAAAGAUUGAAAUCACCUUUGGCGUUGAAAUUCCGCAAACAGCAGUGUUUGAUUACCCAAAUAGUGAGGCUAUGUCUGAGUUCAUUUAUUCAGAGCUUGCAGGUAGUGCUGACACCAAAUGCAGGAACGUAAAUCAUUCGGGCAACUUUACGAAAGAACAAUUCGAGGUUGACCCGCAAUACAAUCGCAUUACAACAGCAGUUGGAUCCAGUGCAGUCCGAAUUGAUAUUCAGCCGCGCGUUGAAAAUAUAAUUAGUGAACUCAUUGGGCGUGACAUUGGACCAGACGAGCCGUUGAUAGACGCUGGGCUAGACUCACUGUCUGGGUUAGAGCUAAAGUCUCAAAUGGAAAAUGAAUUUGAAGUUGAUCUACCUGAAACUGUGAUAUUUGAUUACCCCACUACGAAUGCCCUUGUGACAUUCAUAAUUGAACAACAACAAGACACUGGGCGUGGAGCAAAGAACGUCAGCAUGCACGGCGACAUUAAACCGCGUCACUCUCAAUCAUCUCAAGUAGAAAACUGUAGUCAUAAAGGUUAUAGAAGCAGCAAGGAUACUGAUUCGACCUUUGUCCUCAGUAGGGUGCUUGCCAUACUGAGCGAACUUAUUGGCCGCACCAUAGACCAAGAUGAACCACUUAUAGAUGCGGGAAUAGACUCACUUUCUGGGGCUGGUAUGAAGACGCAAUUGGAGUCCGAAUUCCACGUUUGCCUUCCGGAAACUGCUUUAUAUGAUUACCCAUCAGCUGCAGCAUUGUCAUCUUUCAUUUGCAAACAGGUCAACAGUGGUAACAACGAGAAAGAAACACGUUCUGAAGAAAAUAAAACCAUUCGUCCUUAUCAAGUCCGUAGCAAGAAUAACGUAACCAGCUCUGGUACUAUGCUCAACUCCGCUGAAUCAUUUGCUACUUCAACCGCCGUAUCUGAUGCGUCAUUUGUUCUACCCUCAACACCCCGUUCUGGGUUUAUUGCCGAUGUCUCAGGAACCGGCGAUGCCAUCUCGCGUGUGCCUAGAGAACGGUGGGACAUGCAACAAUUCUGGGAUAUGUAUUUAGAGUAUGAGGCCACGUCUGCACUUGUACCGCCUUUUGGAAGCUUUAUCGAUCAAGGUGAUAUAUUUGAUGCAUCUCUAUUUGGUAUUUCUCGAGCUGAAGCGAUUGUCACAGAUCCACAACAUCGAUGGUUGCUUGAGGGCGUCUUACAUGUGCAAGCACAUGCAAUGCCCACGAAACAACAGAUCAGCGAUCUAGAAGGUGAAAUUCCUGGUAUCGGCGUGUACGUUGGUAUCAGCGGAACAGACUAUCUUAUCGAUCAGGUGUUGCCAACUGCCAUGUUACUCAACGCUUUCAUCUUGCCAGGCAACGUUCUCAGUGUUGCUGCCGGUAGAAUAUCUUUCAUUUUUGGCUUCCGGGGACCAUCCUUGGCAGUGGAUACGGCAUGUUCAGCAUCUAUAGUCAGCACACACGUGGCAACACGUGCGAUGCAAGUUGGCGAUAUUUUUGCGGCGCUAUCAUGCGGCGUCAGCGCCAUCAUGAGUGUGUUGACCUCGGGUUUGUUCACAGCGGCUGGGAUGUUAUCUCCUGAAGGUCGAUGUAAAACCUUAGAUGCUUCAGCAAACGGAUAUGUCCGGGGCGAGGCACGAGGCGUGAUCUUCAUUGAGUGCAUUGGCCGUCACACAUUUUCGAGAACGAUGUCCUUCUGUGUCUUUGUCAUUGGAUCCUCCGUAAAUCAGGACGGGAGAUCUAGUUCUCUUACUGCACCAAAUGGCCCCUCUCAACAAUCAGUGAUUUGUGCCGCACUACGGGACACUAAUCUGGAUGCAACAGAUGUUACAAAUCUACAGAUGCACGGCACUGGCACGCCACUUGGUGAUCCAAUUGAAGUAGGAGCCGUAGUGACCGUAUAUAAGCGUGCAAUUGAUACUCUGCACGCGCCACUGAAGCUUGAGGCGGUUAAAUCCCACGUCGGGCAUACAGAAACUGCUGCUGGCAUGGUCGGAGUUGCUCAGCCGUUGAAUGAUAUGUUGCACGCAUGCACAGCGGCAAUGAGUCAUCUUAGGAGCAUAAAUCCACACGUGAUCAGUGUGAUGCUGUCUGCUGCAAGCAAGUCAUCCGCAGAAACAUCUGCAGUCUCGAUACAGGUGUUGCGGCAACAAUCGAACCAAAUAUUGGCAGGACCAGUGACAUCAACUGGUCCUUCAUGCGGUAUAAGUGGGUUUGCUUUCCAAGGAACAAACAGUCACGUGGUACUUCAAGCGCAAAUCGUCAAUGUCAAGUCACCAAUCGUGUACACAUAUUGUUCAAUCAAUGUCCUCGACUGCAAACGACAAUGGGUAGUGCCAAUGUCUGCACACACUUUGCUGAGCGACAUUCGUUGCGUUUCGCCUCAAACAAGUAUCCAGAAUGUUUUCCUAGACCCACGGAAGCAUCACGGUUUAUGGGAUCAUCGGGUGAUGCGGCAUGCACUCUUCCCUGCUGCAGGCUUUAUGGACCUUGCAACUAGCGGUGUUUGUACUCUGGGUGACUGUAUGAUUGCUGAUUGUGUAGCUGUGGUAUGCGGAGUGAUGCCUGUGCCUUUACUUCUACCCGAGACAUCGAAAGAUAAUUCACAAGUAAUGACGACUGUAAUUCAAUUGCGGACAGAUUCAGUGGGGAGUAACGUGGAAAUAGUGUCUGAAAGAAAAACAGGAAAUCCACACCUAUGUGCUCAUGUGCAUUAUCUUGCACACCAGCCAGGUGCAUGUGAUGCAACGGUACAGAGGACCAAUGAUUUUCUGAAUAUGUUGAAUAGGAUAACAUUUCCUUCUAUAACGGCCUCGCCGCUCCGGAAAGGGCUAUUCGCUCAUGGUUCAAUUGAAGACCUAUCGGACAAUUAUACGCCGUUCCGCAUCGAACCGUCGGCAUUGGACAACAUGUUACAGCUCGCUGCUGCAUCACACGUUGUCUCGAAAGCAUCAAACCAGCCAAGAUUGAUAAUACCUACUGGGUUUUCAGCUUUCAGUGCACGAAUGAAUCAUCCUGGCGGAUCAUCCCUUCGGGCCUCUGUACACGUUCCGGGUAAUGAUCGAGACAAUUUUCAAAAAUCAAAAAUGUCGUCUCACGAGCUGACGAGCCCUAGAAGUGCAGCUCUUGGUCGAUUGCGCAACAUGGAGGUACGUGCCGUGCAUCGACACGCGUUUGAUGAAAUGACAAAACAAUCAAAGAAACAUGCGCUAAAACCCACACAAAAAAAGCACAGCAGUAGACGUGCAUUUUACCGAAUUAUUUGGGAUGCGCAACCCCGUAGUGUCACUCACGUUUCAACUGCGGAUAGCUGUCGCAUCGCGAGAUUGGCAACACCAAGUAAGCUUGCAGCUUCAUUGGUGCGUGCAACUGCAGGGUCUGUUCAAACUUUGCAAGCACGUAUAAACACCACCAAAGAAGUAUCUAUUUCACUUAGCACACGUGAUGCGCAUCCGUUCCGCCCUGCCACCACCGUUGCAUCGAAUUCCAAUCCCGGAAACUUGGCAGACGCAGUGUGGGGAGUAUGGACUGUUGCAGCGACGGAAAUGCCUUCGUCAUCGAGCUUGAAUGGUAUGGACUACGCAUUAGUUGAUACUUACAGUAUUCAUCACGGAAACAAUUUAGAAGCAGACAAUUUACACAGUGGGUUGAACUAUGGUGGGGCAUGUGCAACGCCUCGACUUGUCAGCAUUGAAGAGCUAAACGAGGACAUCACUGUCAAACGAUCACUUCGUGCGAUUGCACCACCGACCCCCUUCGCUCUCGGGUGCGAAAAACGCGCACUCGUGACGGGAGGUCUCGGCGCCAUCGCACUCAACGCUGCUAUAUGGCUUGUAGGACACCAGUCCAACCACCGACACAUUUCAGAUGAUGAUGAUAAAAAAUGCGCGUAUCGACCUCCCGGUAUGCACCCUAUCCUUGUGUCGCGCACGGGUCGCUCUGCAGAACAAGCUUUUGGUUAUCUCGUUGAGAAUUGCUUUCGUGUCAUUGUUGCCAUUUCUGCUGAUAUCUCAGUAGCCGAAGAUGCGUUCUAUGCACGUGUGAUCACUGGUCGCGACGCAUCGUUAUUGUUUCAUGCAGCGGGUUUACUUCGUGAUGCUAUUCUUACGCGUCAAACUGCUGGCGACAUCCGUGUUGUUGCUGCCCCGAAGUCUGUUGCAUUUUUACGUCACUUUCGUCCGUCUCGCGACUUAUUGGGGACGCCUCUCGAUGCAUCUGUUUCGUUUUCGUCCAUUGCCUCAUUUUUUGGCUCUAUUGGUCAAGCGCCCUAUGCAGCAGCAAAUGCAUCUCUUGAAGGUCUUGCAAUUAUUGAGCGAGUCCGUGGCGCAGUCAAUGGCAGUUGUGCAUUCGGCGCAUGGAAAAACACAGGCAUGGCCGCAAACGGUGGGUCAGAAGCUGCAGAGAAGUAUGGAUAUGGUGCACUUUCUCUUGACGAAGGUGUGCGGGCGUUGGCUUUCGCGGCUUCCUCUGGCGGUGGUGUUUUUCCGUCAGAGGGUAGAAUGAUUGUGACUCCAAUCGAAUGGCUGACCCUUUCACUUUCCUUAGAUUCACGCAUCACUUCGAGGAUGUCUGUCUUUAAUGAUUUUCUUCCUGGUUCGGAAAAAAAUAUCUUCGGAUUCUCUAAUAUGGUGUCUGAAGGCUUGCACGUUAAAACACAAGGUCUUCGGAGGAGGACUCCACCAGCUGCAUAUGCUCACUUGCACGGUGAUCUCGCAGUCGAAGCAGUCACGAAUAGACUUCUAAUUCUCUUGGCCGAAUCAACGAAUGUCAACAUUCAGCACGACGACCCACUGAUGGAGUCGGGACUUGAUUCUGUUGCUGGUAUAGAGCUACAGCAAAGAGCAGAGACAGAGUUUAACGUAAAGCUUGAGCCGACGGCAGCUCUGGAUAAUCCAACUGCUGCAGCGCUUGGGAGACACAUUGUCGAUGUCAUGGGUUUGUUAGACAAGAACGAACCCGAUGAGCAUACUGGCAUCAAUCCUGCUCUUGUUCAUUUUUUUGAUCGUGGUCUCGAUUCGAAGGGAGUUCUGCUGCCUUCAGGGAGAUAUGGCAAGCUCAUACCUAUUGCUACAGCUGCCGCAGUGUAUGCUGGCGGCGUGGACUCUACGGAGUCAUUUUUGUGCCAAUUAGUGCAUGAGGGGACGGAUCCUCAAAAGCUCGUCCCACUCGCUCGAUACGAUAUUGAACGACACUAUGACCCACUUUCAGUAAGAGAAAUAGGUGUUGUGACGGUCCGCCACGGAGCCUUCCUCGAAAGUACACACACGGAGCAUUUCGACGCAACUUUAUUUCGAAUGUCUUCGACAGAGGCCCUGCAUAUGGACCCACAACAACGUUUGUUACUAGAAACAUGCUUACGAACGUGCGCUGUUGCUAACCUCUUGAGUCUUGAAGUUAAGAUCUCAAGUAUUCGCGAGCGCACAGGAGUGUACGUAGGAUGUAUGUACAAUGAGGUACCUCAUUUACAACGUGAAUAUGGUGUUGACGCAGGUGCAUAUGCAGGCACUGGAAGUGGCAGCGCGUUUAUGUGUGGCCGCAUGUCGUAUUGCCUUGAUCUGAGUGGCCCAUGCAUUAGCACAGACACCGCGUGCUCUUCAUCGCUCGUUUCGACCCACCUGGCAUGGAGAGAGGUUGGAAUGCGAGAGGCUGACGCAGGUCUUGUUGCAGGUGUCAAUCUUACGUUGUUGUACAUCAACACAUCGGUUAUCUGUGCGAUAGGAGCCUUAUCGCGAGUUGGACGAUGCAAGACAAUGGACACUUCAGCGGAUGGGUAUGGACGAGGGGAAGGAUGUGGGGUUUUUGUCAUCGGUGGCACUGAAUCUCUUGUUUUCAUCGAAAACGCCAUGCUGGCAGGGUCAGCUAUAAACCAGGAUGGACGCAGUAGUGCACUAACAGCACCACAUGGUCCUUCACAGAAGUUACUAUUACUUGAUGUUGCUCGAGAAGAAGCAGCGACUAGUGUUCAUGGCAUAAGCGAUGCAGCCACCAGUACUAAGUACAUAGCAACACACGGGACAGGUACUAACCUGGGUGACCCUAUCGAAGCGGCGGCAAUUGCUCGAUAUGUCAUAGAGUUGGCUGACGUAAACACAAACUACAGUGAUACCAACGCAAAACUCCUUCUGGGGGCCCCAAAGGCUCAUUAUGGUCACACAGAGGGUGCUGCAGGGGUGUGUGGUCUUCUUGCUGCUGCAUGUGCGCUUUCACACCGAGACACGCCGUCGGUAAGACACCUUCGUGAUUUGAAUCCGUUCGUGGCAUCGGCGUUUGAGACAGGUAGAGAAUGCGGACCAGGUGCACCCCGAACUAGAUGCUCCUCGAUUUUGUUUGUGCGCGAUUCUACCGUUGAGACUGCGGCGACUUCUAGUUUCGGAAUGAGUGGUGUAAAUGCUCACGCUUGUAUCUGCUCGAGACAUCAGAAACCACGAUUGAAGUUUUCAGCAAGCUUCAUUUGGGUUCGAGAUGCAAAUCAAUUUUCUUAUCGUCCCUGUUUACAUGUUAUGCUUAUGCAGUGGUCAGCACUGCCAACUAAUGGCGCACACGAAGAUAAGAUCGAACUUGAUAUGGAUGGAACGCGCGUGAUUCCAUUUUUGCAUGACCACCAAGUCUUGGGUCGCUCGUUAUUCCCAGCGGCAGCAUCACUAGCAGUGAUGGUCGCUGCGACCAUGUGUGCCAAUGAUAGUGAACUGCAUGGAUAUGUGGUUAUUGCAAAUGUGAUUUUGUCCACACCUUUGGUGGUAUCGACCAUUCCCUACCGAAAUGAAGCAGUGCCAUCGACCACGGUUGAAGUUCGGAAGAGUGCAGACGGCUCAAUCAGGCUUCUUUCUACGUCACCCUCACCUUCGUCAUUCAUCGUGACGCAUGUGUCUGGAACUGUGCGACGGCACUUCACCGGCUUUGCGUCUUUGGUGGCAUUUGAUGCCACAACGCUUCUGGCACACGUAGACUUUUUCCCUAAGGGGCAGUCGUUGCCGCAGAGCAACACUGUCGCGCAACUUAUGUCCUCAGCAAAUGAGUCUGGAUGGAUCAACAUCGAAGCUGUAGACAAUGCUAUACACCUCGUCGCUUCAAUCGCCGAUGCAUCUGACUUAUUUAAGUCACGAGAUGACCAACAAGGUAAGAUAUAUCGUGGCCAUGUUCCUGCUGCUAUCGACUCGUGCGCAUUUGGAUAUGAUGCGUCCACAUCGUCGAUGCACGUGGAACACCAAUUCGCAUCGGCGCAGCAAGUUGCAAGUCCUGAAGAUCGUGCACGACGCAGCAAUCAUAGCUUAGGUGAUGGUACCAGAUCUCUUGUUUCCAUCAAAAAUAUUCUAAUAAAAUCUUCGGCAAGCAAGGAUGCGUCAACGAUGACAACUAAAGUUAUCUCCAAGGCCACGUCUUCAAUGAGAAUGGAUGUUAACCAUUAUAUUCGAUGGGAGACUAUACCUGGCGCACCUGUCAUUGCUCAUCUUGCGGCAAAACCCUACUACAUGUUUAUCGCGGAAAACAAGCGUAUCCCUAUAAGAUUAAGGGUUGUUUCUGAAGUUGCUAGCGCAGUCGCAGCUUCACAAACACUUCUUGCUGAACGGAUACUGACAACGUUCAAGGUCAAUACCCGUGGGGCAUUGCCAAUAUCAUCAUCAAUUAGCGUGAUGCAUAUGUCUUCACAUCCGAUGAACACGCGAGGAUCAACGUUGCAUGCGUUGAUUCGUACAUUGUCACAGGAGGUACCUGGAAUAGAAGGUGUUGCAAUAGAUGGUGACCCCAUGGAUUUGAUAAGGCUCUAUCAGAGUACAGACACAUGCACCACCAAUCAAGCUGACGCACGGCAGAGACAUGACACCACAAUACGCGGUGCGGCGGAAUCGAUGUCAAAAAUUGUCCGUAUGUGGCAAAUGCGACCAUCUUCCUUGAAAGUUAUAGAAGGUGAGAGGCGCUUUGAUAUCCCCGCACCUCAACAAGGAUAUGCGAUUCAUAUCAUUGCAUCAUCACCGAGCCUGCAUGAUAUCGUAGGGUUUACUCUUGGUGCCAAAGCUGCGAAUACAUUAGCUGCUUGCGCAUUUUGUGCAUUUGUUGGCAGUGUUGUUCAAGUUGGUGCAAGAAUUCUGAAAACAUCUACAAUCACUGUUGGUGAAGCAGUUGUAGGACUACAUUAUGGCCAUGUAUCGCGUGCAAUAACAGCUCACGAUCAUUACGUGGCAGCAUUACCCUCCAACAUUGCAAAUGUACCGUGUAUCAUGGCUGCACAAUUCUCGGCAGCACUAUUAGAGAGGUUGGAUGCGCUUCGAUGCAGCAAUAUGAUGGACAAGCACGUGAUGAUCUCUCAGGUGGUAAAUAUCACUGCUCUUGAAGUUGCCGAUGGUUUGGGUUAUAGCAAGUCUGCUAAGAAGAACUUAUUAACUGCAGAUGAUGUGCACGUCGCGUUUAACUGCGUGAUUCGCCAACAACAGACGAUAAAAGACAUAUUAUUCAUUCUUCGAACCCCUUCUUUUGACGAGGCAUUUACUGUGUCACCUAAAACGGCCCUAAUUACUGGCGGAUCUGGUGCUCUCGGAGCUCGCACGGGGUUAUGGCUAGCCACCCGGUCAAAAGCGAAUAAAAUAAUACUCACAGGUCAAUCUGGACGCGCACUUGACAGCCAAAUGACUCUGUCAAACCUUGUAUCUACUGCAACAAUUGUUUCUAUUGCAAAAGCAGACAUAUCUAACAUGGAAGGGGUCGCACUCCAGACUGAUAUGGUCGCAUGCAAUGCUGCUGGAUUUACUACAUUUCACGCUAGUGGCUUGCUUGCCGACCGUAAACUCUUGUCGCAGCAUAUGGAAACUGUUCGUGGGGUGUUUGCCCCAAAGCAUAGCGGGGCGGUACGGUUAGUCACAUCGCCUCCUAUACUUUUUGGCGCAUCAGGUCCAACUAUUUUCUUUUCAUCGAUUGCGUCUUUGCUUGGCGCAGCUGGACAAUCAAACUACGCAACCGCGAAUGCUUCUCUUGAUAGUGCAUCCCGAUUUCAUCGUUUUAGUGGGGUGCCAUCAAUGAGUGUAAAUUGGGGGGGGUGGUCAGGUGGGGGGAUGGCGGAUGAGUUCAUAUUGAGGCGGGCAGCUCGGAUGGGUAUAGCUACAGUGAGUCCAACAAAAGGUCUCAAUGCAUUGUUUACUACACUGGAAGAUAAUCUUGCGGACGUGUCCAUUAGUCCAUUUGAAUGGCAUGUGUUCUUGUCAUAUCUUCCCAAACCCACGCCUCCAUUAUUUGAUUAUGUUGCAGAUACCACAUCGACUGACAUUGUAUUCCAGUUAACUGGGUUCGUGCUUGACUCCAUAACAGGAUCAACACGCACUACUACUUUGCUUUCAUAUAUUCAAAAUAAUAAUGUCUCAUCGACCGAGAAUUUUGCAUUGAGUUCCUCUAUUCCAGCAAAAGAAAAAAUAACGCUGAAAACAAGAAACAACUCUGAGGUGAGACUUGCAGCUAUCUCAAAUGAUAUACUCUCUGUUGUUCGCGAAGUUGCGGCAGUAAACAUCGCUCCUGAUGAACCCCUGAUGGAUAGUGGAAUUGAUUCACUAGCAGGGGUGGAGUUGAAGAAUAAAAUCGAGGAGUUGUAUGGAGUUGAGCUUCCAGCUACAGCAGCUUUUGAUUACCCAUCCGUGCAUGCGUUGUCAGUAUUUUUGGCAUCUCAGCUGGAUGAGGAUGACGCAAAGCAGACAUUUUCCUCUUCUCCUGAUAUCAUCACACGAGCACCGCAAAUUCCGACCAUGGCGAGUCCAAAUCAUCACCUUUCUUCCUCCAUCGUCGUUAUGGAUUGGUCCGGAUCAGCAGCCUGCACGGCCAGCCCCUUAUCUACUAUUGCAGCAUCCGAUGAUAUUUCAACUAUACCGCAUGACCGAUGGAACCAUGACAUUGCGGGAGGAUCAAACCCCUCUGAAUCUGUCACCCCAGCUUCCACCUCUGCUGCACGUUUCGGAGCCUGGGUGCCCGACGUUGCGUAUUUUGAUGCAGUCGUCUUCGCAACUUCACAUGUCGAGGCUGCGCUGAUGGAUCCACAACAAAGACAUUUAUUGGAGUCAUGUUACGCACUUUGUACUGCCCCGGGUUCUACAAUUGCAUUUUUCACUGCAGCAGGACUACCCGGUGCAUCAUCGCCAUCAAGUGAUUCGAUUGCAGUUGCAAUCGGGUUGAGCGUCAUGGACUACUCACGCAUAGUUCCGGAGACAUUUGGAUGUCCUCCAUCGCCUUACCUUGGGACCGGAAACGCUGUAUCGGUAGUGUGUGGUCGUUUAUCAUACACUUUUGGAUUAAAGGGCCCAAGCUUUGCCGUCGAUACUGCGUGCUCCUCAUCCCUUGUUGCUACCCACAUGGCCGGUAAUAUUAUCGUCGAAGAUGGUGUAUCCGGCCUAGAGAUGGCGGGAACAACUACUGGAGCAGUAGCGGGUGGAGUUGCACUGAUAUUUGCGCCGCAAGCAUCAACAAUCUUCGCCGCAGCUGGGAUGUUGGCACCCGAUGGGCGGUGUAAGACUUUAGAUGCCAAAGCCGAUGGCUAUGUACGUACUGAGGCGGUUUGGGCUUUAAUUCUGUGGAAUGCUUCUCCUUCCAACUCUUCGUCACAAAUGAUGGUUGAUGUAGCAGUUGUGAUUCGACUUACACCAACCUUGCUGGCGUCUUCCGCUGUGAAUCAAGAUGGGCGCUCUAGCUCACUGACAGCGCCCAAUGGGCCAUCGCAGCAAGAAGUUUUGACCGCGGCAGCGCGUACUGCGCAUACAUUGACAAAUCGACCUGCGGACAUGCUUGAGAUGCACGGCACGGGUACGGCUCUAGGCGAUCCAAUUGAGUUUGGUGCUGCUUUCACUGUGGCAAAAGAGGCGAGAGAUGCCUUUGCAAGACUAGUUAGGAAUGGCACAAGCGACUCACUUGUAACACCACAUGAUGACUGUAUAAUUACACUGAGUGCCAUUAAGGGAUCUGUUGGGCACUCCGAAGCAGCUGCUGGGAUGUGGGGCUUGCUGAACGCGAUAUGCCAACUCCAUACACGAGGUAGAGGUCAUCCUUUGCACCUCCGCAAUCUGAAUACAUAUAUUUUGCAGGUCAUUAAGCGGCGUGUGGAUAGCUGCCCGACCGCAGCCGCAGGACGGCAGAAAAGUUGCGCUCCUGUGCGGCACGAAGAAAAUCCAGGGUGUAUAUGCGGCGUGAGCUCAUUUGCAUUUCAGGGUACUAAUGCGCACAGUAUAGUGGCAUCUCGCGUGUUGACGAUGCCGCCGCGCUCGAUUGCAGGAGGGCACCGAGUGAGUUUGUUUGACCAAGGUCAAGUAUGGUGCUUUCCUUUGACAAAACAUGUUUUAAAUGCAUGCAUUUCGGUCGAACCAGAUCUGGUUGUGAUAAUGAGCGACCUAACCGCUCCGCGAUAUCUUGCGUGGAUCAAUGACCAUAUGUGUUACGGUCGUCGCACUUUGCAUCCUACAAUUCUUAUGGAGUUGACGUCUGCUAUUGCACAUGCAACGCUUCAACCAAUGAAUUUCGAUGUGACAUAUUGUAGGAAAGUCGCUCUCCCCACGCUAAAUUGUUCUUUACAGGGGCGUAUAAGCAUUGAUGUGGACGUCCGACACGGUGGAUUGGUUGUGAGAGAGACAUGUAGAAGUCAAUGUUUGUUGGCUUGCGGGGUGGGACAGAUUCACACUUUUAUUACCAACCACAUAGUCAGUAAGAUCUUACACCAAACGAAACAUGCUACAUAUACGUCGUAUGUGAUGUCUUCCCGAUGGAACGAUUGCAGCAAUAGUAAUACUGCAUCAAGUGCACUUGUUUCAACAGGGCUACGUCAGCUUAUUUCUGCUGUGGACGCUUUGUGUUUUACGGUUUCUCCAAAUGCAUACAAUUUUAGUUCUGAAGGCGACACCGUCGGUUUGAGGGCGAAAGGAUCAAACGUCUUUGCUUGCUGUAACAGAUGGAUUUUAAUUGGAGUUAAAGUCAGUGUCAUCAAUCGUGUCAUCAAUUGUGCACAGAUUGAAUCAAAAAUGAUGGGAGAGUCCAUGAUGUCUCGUGCUGUGUCCGUGGCAAGAUUCUCGAGCACUCGAGUUCAGCAAUUUCUCAGUCACAUAUUCGCUGUCUGGCCACCAUCAUUAUCAAAUAAAUUACCCUCUCACCAUCCUGCAAACGCGAGGAUACAAGGUGUCUUUGCUAGUGACACUUCAAACGCCAUAUCCAUAAAUAUCCUCGCAGAUGUACUCAGGGUGCUUAAUGCUGCCUCACGCACUGAAGAUGCUAAACCUAUCACGAAGAAUACCAACCUCGUGGACGUAGGUUUUGGAUCGUUGCAGGUGAUCGAGGUAAGGCGCCAAUUGGAAGAAGUUGCACCUUUCGGAUAUAAUCUCAUCGAAUUUGCUGCAGUUGAUAACGCCACGCCUGCGUCGUUGGUUGGACAUAUGAUGGCGUUUUCAGAUGGCGGCAGAAAUAGCAUUGACACAGACUUGGCACCGUUGCGCCGCAAAGACAUCCUGGCAUUUAGAAUUAUUCCAUAUAUUGGCCUGAUAUUUACCUUUGUAUUUUUCACACAGAUAAGUUUAUUUUCGAAAGUAAUGGCCGGGUGA